CUCCACAGCCUCCAGGCCGCCAUUUUGGCUGGAAAGUUUGGAAUUUCCAGCGGAGCGAGCGGCGGUGGGAGGGAGCGCGCGCGGCUGUGAGGGAGUCUCGGGCGCCCGGGUCCACUUCUCCCCUGGGGGCUCCGAGCGGGUAUCGGCCGCCGCCUGAGCUCCGAGGGGGCUGCCCCGUCCCAGCUCCGCUCCGGACCCCCUGGGUCUGGGCUCGUCCUGCUUUCGACUGUGGGGAAAGGCUCCGACGGGACCGGGCAGAGCACGGGCCGCCCCCGCCGCAGCCCCAGCCCGCGCGGUCGGGAUCUGGCUGCUGGUCCUUGUCCCGCGCAAAGUUUGGGAGGGCGGCGGCCGGGCGCACCCUGCCCGAGCCGAGCGGCCGGAGUCCGGCCGUGUCUGGGGUCGCUUCGGGCGCGUGGCUGCUGCUGGGGAGCACCAUGCCUGUCAGGAAGCAAGAUACCCAGCGAGCUCUGCGCCUCCUAGAGGAAUACCGCUCCAAAUUGAGCCAAAGUGAGGACAGACAGCUGAGAAACUCCAUAGAGCGUGUCAUUAGUAUCUUCCAGAGCAACCUUUUCCAGGCUUUGAUAGAUAUUCAAGAAUUUUAUGAAGUGACCUUACUGGACAGUCCAAAAUGUAUUGAUCACUCUAAGCUGUCUGAACCAGUACAACAUGUGAAUACCUGGGAUUUCUCCAGCCUUCCAAGCACAACAGUGACAUCAGAAACACUGCCAAGCAGCCUUAGCCCAAGUAUAGAGAAAUAUAGGUGUCAGGAUGAAGAUACACCUCCACAAGAGCAUACUAAUGAGGUGACUGUUCCAGAGUUGGUUCAUGUAUCAGAGAAGAACCUAUCACAGAUUGAAAAUAUACAUGGAUUUGUUUCCCACUCUCACAUUUCUCCAGUAAAGCCAACAGAAGCUGUUCCUCCCUCUUCUCCCAUUCUCCCUGUGAUCCCUGUCCUGCCAGUCCCUGCUGAGACCACUGUCAUCCCAUCCUCUACAUCACAGGCAAAUGCUUCUCCUGUACUGGUGAAUACAGAUGCUUUGGAGACUCCAGCAUACUCUCAUUCUGCUGGGGACACAGUAUUCAUCCAACACUCUGUUCAGCUGCGCCAGUGUUUCAAGCGCUAUCCCUGGCAACAGUCAAAAUGUGUUAAAGUUAAUGGCACGGAUGCAGACUAUGAAUAUGAAGAAAUUACACUUGAAAGGGGAAAUUCAGGGCUUGGCUUUAGCAUUGCAGGUGGUACGGACAACCCACACAUUGGGGAUGACUCAAGUAUUUUCAUUACAAAAAUCAUAGCAGGGGGUGCAGCUGCUCAGGAUGGAAGAUUACGGGUUAACGAUUGCAUAUUACGAGUAAAUGAAGUGGAUGUUCGUGAUGUGACACACAGCAAAGCAGUUGAAGCAUUAAAGGAGGCAGGAUCCAUUGUGCGGUUGUAUGUCAAAAGAAGAAAACCAGUCACAGAAAAAAUAAUGGAGAUAAAACUUGUGAAAGGGCCGAAAGCAGGACUUGGGUUCAGCAUAGCUGGUGGUGUUGGAAAUCAGCAUAUUCCUGGUGACAACAGUAUCUAUGUAACUAAAAUUAUUGAAGGAGGUGCAGCACAUAAAGAUGGCAAACUUCAGAUUGGAGACAAACUUCUAGCUGUGAACAGUGUUUGCUUAGAAGAAGUUACACAUGAAGAAGCAGUGACUGCCUUAAAAAACACAUCUGAUUUUGUUUAUCUGAAAGUUGCAAAACCCACCAGCAUGUUCAUGAAUGAUAGUUAUGCCCCUCCAGACAUCACAAACUCUUAUUCUCAACCAGUGGAUAACCAUAUCAGUCCAGCUUCCUACUUGGCACAAUCUUUGCCACCAUCAUCACCAGGAAGAUAUUCCCCAAUUCCCAAGGGAAUGGUUGGAGAUGAUGAGAUAACCAGAGAACCUAGAAAAGUUGUCCUACAUCGUGGAUCAACAGGACUUGGUUUCAACAUUGUGGGAGGGGAAGAUGGAGAAGGAAUUUUCAUUUCUUUCAUUCUCGCAGGAGGGCCUGCUGAUCUGAGUGGCGAGCUCAGGAAAGGAGACCGUAUAAUUUCGGUAAAUGGUGUAGACCUUAAAGCUGCAACCCAUGAGCAAGCAGCAGCAGCCUUGAAGAAUGCAGGCCAAGCAGUAACCAUUGUUGCACAAUACCGUCCAGAAGAAUACAGUCGUUUUGAAGCUAAAAUACAUGACUUACGGGAGCAGAUGAUGAACAGUAGCAUUAGCUCAGGAUCAGGAUCUCUGCGGACCAGCCAGAAGAGGUCCCUAUAUGUCAGAGCUCUCUUUGACUACGACAAGACUAAAGACAGUGGCCUUCCCAGCCAGGGACUGAACUUCAAAUUUGGCGACAUCCUCCAUGUCAUUAAUGCUUCUGAUGAUGAAUGGUGGCAGGCACGGCAGGUGACACCAGAUGGAGAAAGUGAUGAAACUGGAGUGAUUCCAAGCAAACGGAGGGUUGAGAAGAAAGAAAGAGCCCGCUUAAAGACAGUGAAAUUUAAUUCCAAAAUGAGAGGCGAUAAAGGGCAGUCAUUCAAUGACAAGCGUAAAAAGAACCUCUUUUCCCGAAAAUUUCCCUUCUACAAGAACAAGGACCAGAGUGAACAAGAAACCAGUGAUAUUGACCAACAUGUAACCUCUAAUGCCAGCGAUAGUGAAAGUAGUUACCGUGGCCAAGAAGAAUACGUCUUGUCUUAUGAACCAGUCAGCCAACAAGAAGUCAAUUACACUCGGCCAGUGAUUGUUUUGGGACCCAUGAAAGACAGAAUAAAUGAUGAUUUAAUCUCAGAAUUUCCAGACAAAUUUGGAUCAUGUGUUCCACAUACUACCAGACCAAAACGAGAUUAUGAAGUGGAUGGCCGGGAUUACCACUUUGUCACCUCUCGAGAGCAAAUGGAGAAGGAUAUUCAGGAUCACAAAUUCAUUGAGGCUGGCCAGUACAACAAUCACCUUUAUGGAACAAGUGUCCAGUCAGUGCGGGAAGUAGCAGAAAAGGGGAAACACUGUAUUCUUGAUGUUUCUGGCAAUGCGAUCAAGAGGUUGCAGAUAGCCCAGCUGUACCCAAUCUCCAUUUUUAUUAAACCCAAAUCAGUGGAAAACAUCAUGGAAAUGAACAAACGUUUAACAGAGGAGCAAGCCAGGAAGACCUUUGAGAGAGCCAUGAAACUGGAGCAAGAAUUUACUGAACAUUUCACAGCUAUUGUCCAAGGAGACACGCUGGAAGAGAUAUACAACCAGGUGAAGCAGAUCAUAGAAGAACAGUCUGGGCCUUACAUCUGGGUACCAGCAAAGGAAAAAUUAUGAAAAUUGGAAGAUUUUUGGUUUUCAUUUUCUAACUGACAUUAGCUACUCAUUGACAACUUGUAACCCUUUUCAGUGGAGCCUGCCUCUAGUUCUUUCCAAUGUGCGUCACACACUAAACAUCGCAUUCUGCAGUUCCCGAAAUUUUCUUACAUUUGGUGUCUCUCUUAGUUUGAAUAAUUGGUAUUAUUGUGUGGUAGUGUUCAUUUGACAUUUUUCAAACAUGAAGGUCGAAUGGCCUGACCAGCUAUUAAGGUAGGGUUGGGGAAUUAUAUGGUAAAAUUCCUUAAUGUUUAAGGGAAAGUACGUUUCAGAGAUUCUCAGAAAAGAUUUGUGUACAUUCUUUUAAAAUCUCAUAGCAUAUAAAAGAAAAGUCAUCUUACCCAAUGAUGUAAAUUGUGAGCAGCUUUGCACACCUAAUUAUAAUAGCAUGGGUUGGCCUAGGCAUUUAAUUUCAAGUUUUAGUUUGUGGGUUGACUUUCUGUUGUCACAGCAAAUAUUUUUCUUUAUAGGCAGUUAAUGUAACUUUUUUUAAAUUUCCAAAUUAAUGUAUUCAUUAACUUCUUUAAUUCACAAGGGAUAUUCAUUUUCAAAAUUUCAUAAUGAUAUUCUUAUAGUCUAUUUUUAUUCAUUUUUUGCAUAUACAGUUGCUAGGGAUAAAGAUAUUUAAUGUUUUUAAUCUUACUCAUGCAACACUAUUUACUGUGUCUUACAAAAGUUGUUUAUAGAUAAUGGUCAUCACUCUUUUCUGAGUCGAAAACAUGUUUAGGUGCUAGGGAAGCUUGUAUUUUACAAAUGAAUAGCAAAUUUUCAUUGACAGCAAAACAGAAAACACUUGCAGUGAUGGAUGAUCAUUAAGGCAAUAAGAAGAGAGUCAGAUUUGUAGUUUAAAACUGUGUGUCUCCUUAGAGGUGUCAGAUUUUAAUGAAUAUUUUACCCACAAUAAUUGCCUAUUUUGUUAUAAAACUUUCUUUAACUAUAAACUCUGUAACUGUGGGAAUUAUUUUCUUUACAUAGUUGCGCACACAUACGUAUAUAUAUAUAUAUAUAAUAUAUAUAUUUUUCUUUUCCCACCUACUCCUGGCUUUUCCUUUUUUGUUUUUGUUUUGAGAAUAAAUAUAAAUUAGAAUUUAUCUUCCUUAAUCAUGUGAAAUGAAAAGGGGUAUGGUGGCUGGGUAAAACAUCUGGGGGAUAUUAGCUACAAGAAAAAAAUAUGGGCAAGUUCUCCUCUUUUCUACAAACAAUUUCAGAUGUUUGGUUUUGGGUUUUUUUCUUUUCCAUGUGAUGUGCAUGUUUUAACCAAUGGGAGAUUUCAGAGUCAACAGUCAGUUUUUAUAUACAUCUCAGACUGCAUCUGUGUCAUAUCUUCCAUGGUGGCUCUGCACUGGAGAGACACAGGCCUCUGAGCUGAGCAAUUAUAAAUACAUUUCUGCAAAAUAUAGAACUAACAUUAUUCAUUCCAUUUGUCAGAAAGAGGAGAACAGCUAAUAAAGUUUAUUGUACAACGUA
This is a messenger RNA of Gopherus flavomarginatus (Mexican gopher tortoise), 4814 nucleotides long. RefSeq names its product discs large MAGUK scaffold protein 1 (gene DLG1). Gene Ontology annotation, biological process: chemical synaptic transmission; neurotransmitter receptor localization to postsynaptic specialization membrane. Gene Ontology annotation, molecular function: kinase binding. The transcript is spliced from 26 exons. Gene Ontology annotation, cellular component: postsynaptic density membrane; neuron projection; neuromuscular junction. The coding region runs from base 435 to 3308 and encodes 957 amino acids. The record is from RefSeq and is a predicted model, not a curated record. Lineage: Eukaryota; Metazoa; Chordata; Testudines; Testudinidae.